Messenger RNA from Camellia sinensis, 912 nucleotides. Its product is annotated as protein CURVATURE THYLAKOID 1A, chloroplastic. The record is from RefSeq and is a predicted model, not a curated record. NCBI's taxonomy places the organism in Eukaryota, Viridiplantae, Streptophyta, Magnoliopsida, Ericales, Theaceae. Gene Ontology annotation, cellular component: chloroplast thylakoid membrane; thylakoid.
AGUAAAAAAGACAGUGGACUAUCAUACAUACAGAAAUACAGGGAGAGAGAGAGAGAGAGAGAGAAGCUGCAUCAACAACAGUCAUGGAAACAGCGUAUGCAGCAGGAGGAGCAGGAGGAGGGGCGUGUUUUAUGGCAGAAGCAGUGUCAGUGCGUCGGCUCUCUACUACGAACAAGUCCUUACACUCACACCGCCCUGCUUUCCCUUGUUUUUCUUCUCGCUCUCUUCCUCCUCCUUUGUCUACCUCAGCCUCAGCCUCAGCUUCCUUUAUCCACUUCUCAGCUUCCAACAGGUUGGCUCUGUUCCAGAUUAAAGCAUCCUCCUCAGAGGAGACAUCUGGUUCUGGUGAAGUGGGAGAGGUGUUCUUGGACUUGAAGGAAAAGUGGGAUGCACUUGAAAACAAGUCUGCACUCAUUCUCUAUGGAGGUGGGGCAAUAUUUGCUAUUUGGUUGUCUUCCGUCAUUGUUGAUUCUAUCAACUCAGUCCCUUUGCUUCCAAAAAUCAUGGAAUUGGUUGGGCUUGGAUAUACUGGAUGGUUUGUCUACCGGUACCUUCUCUUUAAGUCGAGCAGAAAGGAACUAGCUGAUGAAAUUGAAGCUUUGAAGAAAAAGAUUGCUGGAAGUGGAUAGAGAGUGAGUAUCAAUUGGACAAGUGUAGUUUUUAACAUUUAGCCAUUGAUCACAAAUCAUAGUAGAUAGAUAUCCUCUAAAAGGGACACAUGACUCAUGUAUAAUUGGUGAUCUUUGUUCUCUUUCAAUGUGAAUCUAUUUUAUUGUUUCUUGAAAUGAUAAUUAGCAACAGAUUGAACAAAUCCAUUGCAUGCUUAUGUACCAAGAAACCAUGUAAUCACUUCUCAUUGCAUUUCUUGUAAUCCAAUUUCAUAGAUAUCUUAAUUUUCUGGGUACUCUUUAA